ACACAAAAAACGUUCUUAUGGUUGAUGCAGUUGAACUGAGAUUGAGCUUUCUGAGCCUCAGAGCGCCACCUGGAGUGAACACGAGCAACGGACAACAUUUCCCCCCCAAUCCAAUAGUAUCACCCUCGAAGCCUUUGUGUCCGUUCAGGCCGCCAUACUCUCUCCUUGUGUUUGCUGUUUCUACUCGCACGAAGCCGAGGAUACCGACAGUCCUAAACAGGUUCAGGAUGGCAUCAGCAGUGAUCUCAGUGCCCACCACGGCGUCCCGCUUCGCUCUGCUGCAGGUCGACUCGGAUUCGGAGUCCGAUUCGGAUGCGGGGAAACCGAAGGCGGGUCGUGGAGCAGGGAAGCCCUGCUCAGGGAAAUCUCCCAGCGGGAAGACCAACCAAAAUAAUGACAAAAAGAAAGAGAAGAGAAGACGAAAGAAGGAACAGCAGCAAAGUGAAGCCAAUGAGCUCAGAAGUCUUGCUUUUAAGAAGAUCCCUCAGAAGUCAACAGCACCUCCCUCCACGCUCACGCUGCAGGAUUUAGCCAGUGAUCUGAUCAACCCGGCAGCGGUCCAGCACGGCUCCAAGCCCCAGGAGAGCUGGCAGGACUGGAAACAGAGAGAUGCACAGCUGACCAGUGACUUGUAUGAGGCGGAUCUGGAGAAGGCCUUGAUGCUCAGUAAACUGGAAUUUGAGCAGCAUAAAAAGGAUGCUGAAAGAACAGAGACGGCGUCACCAAAAGCUAAAGCAGGAGGAAAGAAGGACAGGAAGAAGAAUCAGCAGGGGAAGGACAAACGAGUGACUGUGUCUCUUAAAGACUUCCAGCAGGAGGGUGGCGUGGAUCAGCUGAACAAGAAGCCUGACAGAGAGGUGAGUGAUUAA
This is a messenger RNA of Sinocyclocheilus rhinocerous, 869 nucleotides long. RefSeq names its product G kinase-anchoring protein 1-like. Lineage: Eukaryota; Metazoa; Chordata; Actinopteri; Cypriniformes; Cyprinidae. The transcript is spliced from 6 exons. Bases 18 to 869 code for a protein of 283 amino acids. Gene Ontology annotation, biological process: signal transduction. Gene Ontology annotation, cellular component: Golgi apparatus. The record is from RefSeq and is a predicted model, not a curated record.